AUGGAUGGCUAUCUUUCUCACGAAGUGGUGCUUUACAUCGCUGACUUCAUCUGGGAUCCUGAUACGUUGGCAGCACUCAGACUUGUCAACCGCUCUUGGUCACAGGCUGCAGCCAAAAGGAUGGAAAACAUGAAAGAAAUUCUGUACAUGGACUGGUGUGAGAAAACGCAGAAGACUCCCAUGGAAAUCCUCUCCCAAUACCGAGCAAUGGCCCCGGAAUGUCGAGGUUUGGUUGUCAAAGCGCCUUAUUGUGAAUGUCACCACAUGCAGAUACCCCAUCUGCGACAUCUUGCCGUCCACUUUCGACCCAUGAAAGAGGAAUUCAGAACAUCCGAGAUUUCUCACCUCGAGAGGAAAGCAGGGGCUGACAAGGUGUUGGCGAGUAUCAGGCAAACACUGCAGCAAGCUUCAAAACUGGAGCAACUGUCAAUCCACAACGUGCCCAUUUCCGCAAGGUUUGCAUGGACACCUGGGCGUCCCUACAAAAGAACUCAGGAUUUCAGUUGGCAGUGGUCUGGAUUGGAAUCACUAAAGAUUGGGUAUGUUGAUGUGAAUAUCGGUACGCGUCCAAACCAGAAUAAACGACUCGAGGCGAGCGAACAAAAAAUACUUUUCGAAAAGCUCACGCCGCCCAUUCCAACCCAUGCUUUCAGCUUUUACUUGCGACAUCUCUCAAUUAGCUGUUGGGGUUUUUAUGGCCGAAGGAGUUUGAUGGAUUUUCCACAUUUUCGGUCAUUGAAAUCACUUGAGCUUCGCGGGGUUGCGUUUACCAGCGGCUUUGACCUCGAUUGGAUAGAAAGACAUAGCUCCAAUCUACGCUCACUGGUUCUGAUCGACUGCGCCAUAGUCUACCGCCUUGACCUUAAACGAAAAAGCAUAGAUGUGUUCCACCCUAAGGUCCAUAUUGUUCCGAACGGUCGAAAAGGAGUCCAGUACUACAAAGCGCGGUGGCAUGACUGGUUCAAGGUUCUUAGAACAAAUCUUGCCCUGGAAAACUUCCAGAUAGGGAGUAACAGAGUCCGGGCCUCUGGCGAGAUGGGCCCAGUCUUUGAAUCUGAGACUAGGAAGGGCCCCGGAUUUCAAGAAACGCCCCAAUUCCUCUUUGGAUUGUUUCCAGACCGUUAUCUUAUGAUGAAUGAGGGCAAUUCCAGAACACCUUGGAAGCUUGAAUGUCCUAACGCCCCCCAGAAACCUCCACCAAAGUGUGACUUGAAGGACCUGAGUGCUUUGAGUCAGUUGAUGGACAAAAUUGGCCAACUUGUGGAAGGAGAUACAACAUCCAGGCAUGCGGGAUAUGUGAGGAAGUGGAUGGGCCAUGUCAGACCGAAGGAGUUACUCGAAGAUGGGCGGUGCUUAAAGUAG
Messenger RNA from Penicillium angulare, 1362 nucleotides. RefSeq lists its product as uncharacterized. The coding region runs from base 1 to 1362 and encodes 453 amino acids. The transcript has 2 exons. Lineage: Eukaryota; Fungi; Ascomycota; Eurotiomycetes; Eurotiales; Aspergillaceae. The record is from RefSeq and is a predicted model, not a curated record.